Molecule: messenger RNA, 3270 nt
Organism: Colletotrichum karsti
Lineage: Eukaryota; Fungi; Ascomycota; Sordariomycetes; Glomerellales; Glomerellaceae
Exons: 3
Coding region: 1-3270 (1089 amino acids)
Biological process (GO): intracellular protein transport; retrograde transport, endosome to Golgi
Cellular component (GO): Golgi membrane; cytosol; Ric1-Rgp1 guanyl-nucleotide exchange factor complex
Molecular function (GO): protein binding
Source: RefSeq, a predicted model, not a curated record
AUGUAUUGGCCCAUAGGAACCCCCAGGAUUUUUGCAACGAGCAGCAGAUCUGGUCCUGCCUUCAACCUAGUCGUCUCUCACGAUGGCAUACCCAGCCCUUUCGACAACCGAUCCGCCGACGGAUCCUCGCCGUCUUCGCACCCGGCCAUUCAGUCACCGUCGCAACGUGAUGAUGUCGAGCUGGCGGCUCCCCUUACACCGAUGACACCGGCCAUUCAAUCAGUCGACGACGACGACGCCCAAGAUCCAGCCAUUUAUCGCCAGUCGCCGCGUCUCAACACGAACCUGCCCUUGAAAGAUCCCAUCCUCGCCCUUCGCAUAUCCCGCGGCGGUCAGCUCUUUGCCGUCAUCACCUCUACAUCCAUGGCAAUAUGGCAAGCGAAGCCUACAGUGAUUCUCGCAGUAGUUGUCCGUUCCGAAUCAUCUCUUGAGACGUAUGGAGAAAACGUUGAUCUCUUGAUCCGGCCCGACUCGGCGAUUCUCGUCGUUCGAACGACUUUGGGUUACCUCAUCACAUACUCUUUGGCGACAGACUCCGAGGCUCAAGUCUACAAGCCUUAUUUUCCAAGCUACGCGAACGUCCAACGUCGUCGUCAAACCCACCACGGGGGACCGGGUAGUGCAACGCCAGACCAAUACCUCUGGGGUCCGGGCGAGGGCCAGGGGGUUCGCGACGUCAGCGUUCGCUUCAGGAUGGUUAUCAAAGUCGACGCAGGCAUAGAAAGUGCACUGGCUUUGGAUGACGAAUUGGUCGUGGCAACGCGCAAACCGGCAGCUAUCCAAUGCAUUCGUUGGACCCCGGACCAGAGCGGAAGCCAAACCAAAACAGAAAUUAUCAGUCGAAUGGGCUGGCUGGAGAAGAAGAUCACCGUUGUGGAAAUGACGCACGAUCGACCCAUGAACCUAUCGACGUGGAUCACGAGCGACGGCAGGGUAUAUGCGGUGCAGCGUUUGCACCCGCGGGAAGCUUCCCAAGCCGACUCGCAGGAUGUUGACCCCAAAAAACUGUUCAAGGGCCACUGUUUCCAUACGCCACAGAAACCUGAGGAAUUCGCCAAAAGAGCUGUCAUCAAUGCAAGGUUCUCACUCAUUGCUGUAGGUUGUGCAGAUGGCAGCAUACGUGUUUAUUCUGCUCGAGACUAUGCCGGCAAUAUCCCGCCAUCUCACGCACACAUGAAUCCCGUGUCAGCGACCGUGUCAGGCUCACUCGCCACCCUGAGCUACUCGCCCGACGGCUACUGCUUGUUCGCCGGAUUCGAAAACGGCUGGGCCAUCUGGAGCGUGUACGGAAAGCCUGGCAGUCACAGUUUCGGCGCUCAUGAAGCCAUCGUUGAGACGAACGGCGAGAACUGGAUCUCUGGCGUUGGUGACGCGAUUUGGCUCGGCAGUGGCUCGGAGCUUCUCAUCACGAAUCGUCGACACGAAGCGGUUUGGGUUUUAGAAAUGGCCAGGAGUGCGGUCGUGGGUUGCUACAACGCGGCGAAUCUGCAGCGAACGGUGCUCCAGACAAGCACGAAUGUGAUGAUAUACCGUGGGUAUGAUUUGCCGGAUCUAGCAAGUAUCUCCGCAGAGCCUCACCUGUGGCAUACGACGAAAGUGCCGCAAGCAUAUCUACUCCAACAGUGGCCGAUUCGCCAUACUGUGAUCUCGCCAGAUGGGCGGUAUGUGGCCGUGGCUGGGCGGCGAGGCCUGGCUCAUUACAGCGUCAACAGUGGGCGUUGGAAGACGUUUGUCAAUGAAGCUAUGGAAAAUGAGUUUCAAGUCAGGGGCAGCAUGUGUUGGUACCAGCACAUACUCGUAGCUGCAGUCGAGGCAAACAAAUCGCACGAGCUGCGUCUCUACUCGAGAGAGUCGCCUCUCGACAGCUCACUUGUGCUUCACACUCAGCAGCUGCCCGCGCCAGUAGUCUUGGUGGCGUCGUCAGGUGAGGACUCUCUGCUCGUCUAUACGUACGAAAAUUUGCUCUAUCACUUUAUCUUUGCGCCUUCCGGCGGCUCUAUAAGAUUGGUUCAGCUUGGGCAGAUUGCAUUCCACGGCAUCGUUCGGUCUCCCGCUAGAGUUCGUGGUCUAAGCUGGAUAUUGCCGGACAGUCAGCUGCUUGACGGAGAUCCGUCCCAGGACGUUGCAGUUGCCUCGGUCUUGUUCCUGGUUGAUGCCAAGCUGGUGUUGCUCCAGCCGUCAUUGAACCACGAAGGUCAUCUCAAGUACGACAUGAAGGUUAUCGCUCAAAACGUGGAAUUCCACGUCAGCAUGAGAGACCAACCGCAUCUGGAUGCGACAGCUGCGCAUUCUGAAGAAGCUGCGGGUGCGAGCGGAGGCGUUUCAUUGCGGAACUCCCUUUGGGUAUUUGAUGGCCACGAGUUCAAGCUUUGGCCCGACGUGCAGGAAGUGCUUCGGGCGGCAGCAAACGAGGUUUCGCGAGAUCUUCCCAAAACAAUAUCGGUUCCGCUAGAUUUCUAUCCCCUUUCGACCCUACUUGGAAAAGGUAUUGUGCUUGGUGUCGAGGCCGAUCUAGUGCAACGACGAGACAUAAGCUUCUCCUUCUUUCGCUUCACGAUAAGGACGCACCUUUUCCUGCCUGACAUCUUGCGCUUCCUGCUGACCGAGAACCGCGCUGUGGACGCCGUCAAGCUGUCGGAGCAGUAUCAGAAUCUAGAAUACUUUGCGCAUGCGCUAGAGAUUCUACUUCAUAAAGUCCUGGAUGACGAAGUGGAUUCGGGGCCAGCGCCGGAGGAUGCAAUUCUUCCCCGUGUUCUAUCUCUGCUGUCAUCAUUCAAGCAGUAUCUUGACAUUGUGGUGCAAUGUACGAGAAAGACGGAGGUCAGGCAGUGGAGGACACUCUUCGCCUACCUGCCGCCCGUGCAGGAACUCUUCGAAGAGUCUCUUCAGCGAGGAUCCCUCAAAACCGCAGGUGGUUAUCUGAUCAUCCUUCAUACUCUGGACGAGCUCGGCUCCGCAUCAGAGCAGACGGUCCGACUAUUAUCCAGGGCAAUGAAAGAGGGCGAUUACGAAUUGUGUAAAGAGUUGGCGCGUUUCCUGGCUGCUAUGGACGAAACCGGUGGCUCCCUCCGUGAGGCAAUGGAGGGCGUAAAUAUAACAGUAAGAGGCGAUCAAAACUCUUCUGGGAUCAUGACGAGGCUUGGGGUUCCUAGCCCGGGAAAUCGAGCCAUCAAUGGCUUAGGACUCAAGUACGCAGAGCAUAGCGAUGAGAUGGAGUCAGAGGGCCAAUCUGUUAGCGAUGCUGCUAGUUUCAGCUCCGACGGGCGCUGA